AUAAAAUAAACUUACCUACCUGUAAAUAUUUUGCCAAUGUUUAUUUGAAAAAUUCUAAGCCGGCAAAGUGGACACAGAAUGGAAGCUAAUAAAUCUGUUAAAUGCCCUUCUCCAACGUUAUCGGAACUCAACUCAUUAAAAAAAUCCAGAAAUGUCUCAUUAAAACGUAAACGGUGUGAAAGUGAUAGCAUCAUCAGCAGUGAUGAUGAUCUUGAUGAACUUCCAGAAAAUAUUCUUCAAACUGAAAAAAUACUAAAUGCAUCUGCCAUCAAAAACAACUUGAAUGAAACUGGUGUUAGAAAAAUUAUAAAAACAGUUGUAAAAAAUGAUCAUGUAUUAGCUUAUGUCAAACUACGUGAAGAAGAAGAGAUGGAGAGUGGUACUCAAGAAAGAGAAGUGCCAACUAAGAUCACUCGAUCAAAGGCCAAGGAGCUAAUGAAAGUAUCACCGAAAAUCGCUUGGAAAAUUCCAGUUGAUUUAUGUCCAAUUAAACACAUACCUGUCAAAACAAGGCCUGAGGUGAAAGCUCUGAUAGCCCAAGAGUUACCUGAAGAUGAAGAUGAUGAUGAAUAUCAACCAACAGCAGAUGAUAUCCCGAGUGAUGAUGAUCAGGCAGAGUCAUGCAGCGAUCUGGACUCUCAACCGAGGACUCCGGCCACUCCGGGCAAACAAAAGAGUCCUAAGGUUGUUCAAGAUGGACCAUUUAAAAUACCACAGACAGCAUCAGCAGCGAAACGGAAACUUGAACUCGACGAGGAGGAAGCAACUAUAGCCCGUCGCACUCGCUCCAAGCUCUCUCUCUCUUCAACUCCCAUAGAGCACAUAGAAAGUACUUUUGUACCACCAGAUGACAUACCCAUGCCUGUGGACGAUGACCUCUGGAAUCAGUUCUUGAACGAGUGCCUGAACCCAGCUUCCACAUCUAGAAAUGAAGAUGAUGACGAAGCAGACCCCGAGUAUAAUGUAGCUGCUGAUCCUGACGCCAACGACGAAGACGAAGACAAUCUCAGUAAGAGCAUAAUAAAGAUAUCGAAGAAGGAACUGAACGAUCUGGUCACGGAGCUGUUCAAUUUUAUGCCCGAAUCCACGGAGGACGUGCAGCUCGCGGAGAACUUGGCCAACAGCGUGCUCACGGGCAACGCGCGCACCGAUGUCUCACACUGGGAAGGGAAGCAGGAACCCACGUCGGACGAUGAAACGCUCAAAACGUUACACGAAAACUAUGAAAACGCAUGCGCAGGGAAGAAACAAGUGGAAGAUAUACCGGAGCACGGUUAUUCAGAUUCGAACGGAAAAGAAAUAUCCGUGGACAAGGUUCAGGGCGGACAGGGAAACAACAAAUCUAUGGAAACUAAUAAACUUAAGGAGAGGGGAAAGCUGACGCCUUCAUUGCCAAAGAAACGCCAAGUAGAUAUAAUGAUCAGAGAAGAAGACCCGGUGUCCAUGAAUUUGUCCAAAGCUCCGCCGUCGUUGAGGAAGUUCGGGGAAACACAAGAUAAAGAAUCUUACAUUGUACACGUACAUGUCAGUCCUGGAGUCACUGUGCUGCCUCAACAAGUCCUGUUGCUGCAACAACAGCUGCGUCAGCACAUCCAGCUGGCCGCUUCGAACUUCCUCCAGAUCUUCAUACAUCCGUAUCACUGGAGCUAUGCGUCAGAUUAUAAAGAAUAUUUGGAGACUUUUAUAAAAAUGUACGAUGCGAAUCCGAAUACAGUAGCCAAUGUGUGCAAUCUUCAGCCGGCAUUAGAAUUAGUGACAUCCUGGGAGAAGAACAUGGCUAAAGACACUCCAGAAAACGCAGAGGUUGUCAAGUUUUACCAAGAGCAAUGCAGCAAAAACCUCCAGCGCGUGCUCACGAACACGGCGCUACUGUGCGAGUUCCACGCGACGUUCAAGGAGAUCGUAUCGAACAGCACGGUGUUCCUCUACCCGCACCUGCUGCCGCCGGCGCCGUACCGACCCGACGUCGUCAGGAGGAGGAACUACGUUCGGUCGGAGGACGAGUUGAUCGCGUUAGGCCUCGAUCAAUUUUGGCAGUACGUCGAGAGCAACACUGACUUGUUCAAGAUCCGCAAGGCUCAGAGGCCGUGGAACCGGCCUGGGCUGGCGGCCGCCGUAGAUCUCGUGGCCCGCCACAUGUUUCCCUGGACCACCGGGAGGCUGCUCGUCACGCAUAUACUCAAAGUCAGGCAUUACGGAGACAUUAGUAAUCCUAUUACGAAAUUCUUGAAAACUGGUCAAGUGACGCCGGUCGCUCACCGCCUCCUGCCUUUCAACCCUAAGAUGACGCUCUACGAACAUUCCGAAACGGAAAUGCCAAGGAUAUGGAUACGACACCUCGCCAAGAAAUGCAAGCGAUUCAAAUUUAACUUGCAUCGAAGCACCGUGGUGCCCAUCCAACCACCGGCAGGGGUACUGGUUGACUUUGAAAAGCCCUUGGAAGUUCCGCAAAAAGUUCCCUUACCGAUCGACUUGGUAACGGACGAACCUCAGAAGAACAAGCAAAGAACCGGGGCUUUACCCGAUCCGGGAAUAUUCAGUAGCGUGGCGACAGAGACGCCGUCGACUGAGGUUCUGCUGGCGACCAACAUAUACAGCAUGGUGGAAACGUCCACGGGACCGGUGUUGAUACCUUUAAAACUUCUACAAAGCACUAACACAGUCAACGCAGUGCAAUCUCCCGUGACCACAGCCGCUGUCGUCAGCGCUACAGCGCAGCCGCAACACGAGAACAGGACGGAGCUACCGGAGAAAGAGACAGCAACACAAUUAGAACGUAACCACUGCCAGUGUUGUACGAUUAUGCAGAAGAUAACCAAAGGGAACCAAAAACAAAUAACAGAUUAUUUUAGCCAUAAAAAUCCGGUGAAAAGUAAAAAAUGUUUUUGCAGUGAUGUAUCGCAUCCAAAGAUAUCGAACAGGUUAAAGAUUUUUGUGAAGAAUUACAAGUGUCAGUGUGAAACUCUGUCGCAGGAGAUAGAGUACCGAUCGAAUAGUGAUGUGAAAGUUAGUAGCGAAAUGGACGGUUCGAACCCAGAAGAUCUCGCAUUUGUAACGUCAUAUCAAAUACGUUUAACAAUGCGGAUGAGCCACAAAAAAUCGCGCCUAAAGAAUCGGAUACACACGAUAUUCUCACAGUUCGACGCCGACAGCGGGAACCCAGUGAAGCUGGCCAAAACACUGCACAGAGCUGUUAACAGUAAGUUAAUGGACGUUUACACGGAUUUCCUCGGUUUCCUGACGCCCGAGCAAGCGGAGGAAGCGGACGUUUUCAAGAAUUACCUGGCCAGCCACAUCAGGGACGUCCUCAGGAUAAUCGAUGAAGAAGUAACAGUUAAAGAGAAACGAAAUGUCAUACUUUCGGAACUGAAGUCGAUACUGUACGGUCCAUUCAAACACAAGCCGUGCGAGAUGUGCUCUUUGCUGCUGAAGACCAUGGAAGGACAUCCGCGUCUCGCCCAACACUGGUUCUCUCUGUUCUCACACAAACGCGAGCAAAGAUCAAAUCAAGAAAGAUGUACCAGUAAAGUUAUUAAUGAGUCGCAAAAGCAAAUUGCUGGGACAGUUGCCAGUUCAGUAAGUGACAAUACGAAUGCAGUUAAAAUUGUUCCAUUGCAUAAGAAGAAUACUCAGACAGCCACCGAUCCAUCAGAUGAUAAGAGUGAUUCAAACGAAGAUAGUGGCGAAGAAUCAUCAUCAAGUGAUGAUGGCGAAGAAGAGAACAUCGUAGAAACAACCAACCAAACAACAAACCAGGACAUAGAAAACCAUAUUAUUAAAAUCGAAGUCGUUGAUGAAAGCGAAGACACCGACCUGCUAAGGACGGAACACAGAACAGAGGUCGUUGAACCCAUGCUUAUAGCGGAGGAGGAUGUCAAAACGGAAGUCGAAUGGAAACGCGACGAAGACAAAAUAAUCCUUGAGGUCAUAAAACAUUUUAUUGUUUCGCAAAACGGGAGCGACAAAAGUAUUCUAGAAAUCAUGGAGGAAAAAGACGUGUACAGAACGUUGGCGGACGUUUUGACUGACAAAACUUUAGAAGAUAUAAAAUCGCGAGUCCUGUAUUUACUAGAAAUGGUUCUGUUAAAUCAAUCGUGAUGUUAUAACAA
Molecule: messenger RNA, 4109 nt
Organism: Bombyx mandarina (wild silkworm)
Lineage: Eukaryota; Metazoa; Arthropoda; Insecta; Lepidoptera; Bombycidae
Biological process (GO): regulation of DNA-templated transcription
Cellular component (GO): nucleus
Molecular function (GO): transcription coregulator activity
Source: RefSeq, a predicted model, not a curated record